Messenger RNA from Eucalyptus grandis, 3562 nucleotides. Its product is annotated as toll/interleukin-1 receptor-like protein. Bases 976 to 3327 code for a protein of 783 amino acids. Gene Ontology annotation, molecular function: ADP binding. Lineage: Eukaryota; Viridiplantae; Streptophyta; Magnoliopsida; Myrtales; Myrtaceae. The transcript has 4 exons. Gene Ontology annotation, biological process: signal transduction; defense response. The record is from RefSeq and is a predicted model, not a curated record.
GAAACUCAAUUUGCCAGAACUCAACUAAUACCGAAUUCCCGAUCAUCAUCCCCAGUCUGUAAAAUCUUCGUCGAAAUCUUUGAGGGUAGCUGAGGCAGCGGCGAUGAAAAGAAAAAGGAGUCGUUCAGAAACAGGAUCUACUGGCCACGGCACACCUGGAGCUCAGUUCGAGGUGUUCUUGAGUUUUCGCGGACCUGACACUCGCACUAAUUUCACUGAUUCCCUCUAUCAUGCCCUGCUAGACAAAGGUAUCCAUGUCUUUAUGGACAAGAAGGGGAUCGACGUUGGUGAAGAGAUCAGCCCUGAGAUAUUCCAGGCCAUUAAUGACUCAAAAAUCUGUAUUCCCAUCUUCUCCAAAGAAUAUGCCUCCAGUAGCUGGUGCCUGCGUGAGCUGGAACACAUGAUGGAGUGUAGGAAAACUGAGGAACUGGAGGUUUUGCCCAUAUUCUAUGAUGUGGAACCCUCCGAUGUGAAGCUUGAAACUGGAGUAUAUAGAGAUGCAUUGACUCAGCAUAAAGGAAAACGUGGGGCUGAGAUUGUGCUACGCUGGGAGGAGGCGCUCAAGGAAGUUGCUGGAAUCAAAGGAUGGGACACCAAGAACAAAGGCCAUGGAAAACUCACACGGCUAGUUGCUCAUCAAGUUUUACUUAAGCUUAAGGCAUCUCCCAUACAUCUAUCCGAUCCUUUGGUCGGGAUGCACCAAUCAGUGGAUGAAGUAAUAAAUUUGCUAAGGGUAGAAUCUAAGGACAUAAGGCUCGUUGGAAUAUGUGGAAUAGGUGGUAUAGGCAAGACAACUCUUGCCAAGGUCAUUUACCACAAACUGUCGGCUGAAUUUGAAAGUUGUAGCUUUAUCCUAGAUAUCAGACAAGCAUCGGAAAGUUCAGUUCUGGUCUUCUAAAUUUGCAAAGGCAACUGGUGCAUGAUAUCCUUGGGGACAAAAGAAUUGAGAUAUCCAACAUAGAUCGAGGAAAAAAUAUGAUCAAAGCACGAUUUUGUAGAAAAAGAGUUCUUAUUUUCCUCGAUGAUGUAAAUGAGAAGAGCCAACUAAUGGCACUAGCAGAAAAGAGAGAAUGGUUUGGUUUAGGAAGUAGAAUUGUGGUUACAACGAAAGACAAAAGUGUAUUGUCUGUAUUUGAGGAUAGUUUGACUUAUGAAGUUUCAGAGCUGAGUAGUCUAGACUCUUUACAACUUUUUAGCAAGCAUGCAUUUCGAAGGAACUCUCCUCCAAGUGAAUUUCUCUAUCUGUCUGAGAAUGUUAUUGCAAAAGCUGGGGGUCUUCCUUUAACUAUUGAAUUGAUCGGUUCAUUUUUAUGUGGAAAAGAGAGAGCAGUGUGGGAAGAUACAAUAAAAAAGAUGGAAAAACAUCUUCAUAAGGAUGUAGAGAAGAAGCUAAUGCUAAGUUAUGAGGCUUUAGAUGAGACACAAAAGCAAAUAUUUCUUGAUAUUGCUUGCUUUCUAGCCGGAGAAAAUAAGAGAGAUGCCACCUAUAUGUGGGAUGACUGUGAGUUGUUUCCAAAUGAGGGGAUUGAAGUCCUACUUUUGAUGUCCUUAGUAAAAAUUGGAGCAAAGAAUGAGUUAUGGAUGCAUGACCAGCUCAAAGACUUAGGUAUGUGUAUUGUACGUUCCCAAAAUCGCAACGAUCCAGGAAAGCGUUCGCAUGUGUGGAAUCAUAAGGAAGCAUUGGAUAUGAUCACCAGAAAUAAGGGAACUGAGACCAUUGAAGCAAUUUGUGUGGACCUUGAUGGAGCUUUUUUGACACCAGAAGAAUUUAAGACAGUGCAAAAUAUAAGAUUUCUUGGAAUGAUAAGCGGAAACCUCUCCGGGGACUUUGAGGGUCUCUUUCUAGAAGUAAGAUGGCUUUCAUGGAAGAAUUGUCCCUUAAAUUUGCAAGCAACCAACUUUCACCUGAAAAAUCUACUCAUUAUUGACCUAUCGGCGACUGAAAUAACAGAAAGCUGGAACGGUUGGACUCAACUUAAGGUGGCUACAAGAUUGAAGGUCCUUAAUCUAUCAAAUUGCCGCAGGUUAAGGAUAACUCCUGACCUCUCUACAUAUCUGUCUUUAGAAAUAUUAAUUCUAGAGGACUGCAGGAAUUUGAUACGGAUUCAUCGAUCCAUUGGUCAUCUGAAACAUUUAAAGCACUUGAAUCUGAGAAGAUGUUACCGUCUCCAAAUGCUGCCCGUUGAAUUAGGUUCUCUAGAAGCCUUGACUGAGCUACUCAUGGAUCAGAAUAUUUCGCUGAUUGGUUAUGAUACCAUUAGUAAAAUCCCAAGCUCAAUCGGAGCACUCGUAAAUCUUGAGUGUUUGGCCAUUCGUGGAGCUCCCAACCUAACGACACUUCCCGACUCAAUUGGAAUGCUGAAAUCUUUAGCUGAGUUGGAUGUCUCAAGAACGGGUAUCGUAGAGUUGCCUAAUAGCAUUGUCAAUCUAAAGAGCAUGAAAGUACUCAAGAUGAAUGGAAGUCGGAUACAGAAGUUACCCAAGGCAAUUGGGAUGUUAGAAAAACUUGAGGAGAUUUAUGGAGAAUGUUGCACGUGGCUAGAGAUGAUAUCUGGUGAUAUUGUGAGACUACCUUUCUUGAAGAUUUUGAAAUUAACGCAAACUCGUGUGCAGAAUGUACCAAAACUUCCUCAGAGUUUGGUAAGUUUAUGUCUGUCCUCGACAGCCACAAAAGAAGCUCCAGAAAUCUCCAACCUUGUGAGUUUAAGAAAUCUGGAAUUAUGUUUUACAAGCUCAACCUCCAUCAAAUAUUUUCCAAAAGUGCAAACUUACAGCCCCUGUUGUAUGUUGGAGCUUCCACGUAUCACCAGCAUAAGGUCAUAUUUGGGUUGUCUUUGCUAUCUGAAAGAACUUGUACUCCACAACUGCAAGAACUUGCGUCAGAUCGGACAGCUUCCCUCUAGUUUGAGAAAACUUACGGUUCAAAAUUGCAUUCUUCUUGAAGUUGUUGACCUUUCCAACUUGGAGAAUUUAUUGGAACUAAGUCUCCAGGAUCGAGUCUCUGAUAUUCAAGGCCUUGGACAUUUAACAUUGUUGCAAUGCUUGAGAGUGUUCUACUGUAAGUCAACCAAGUUCAGUGGGCUUGAAAGACUGGAGAAUCUACAACUCCUGUGGAUUAGUCAUUGUCCCUUUCUUCAAAGACUGCCCGACUUAUCUAACUUUAAAAUUCUCAAGGACUUUCUAUUAUGGUCCUGUCCGAAACUGGUUGACAUUCAAGACCUUGACAGUUUGGAAUCACUAGAAAGUCUUGAGAUUGGAAACUGCAGUUCCUUGCGAAGCUUACCCGAUCUAUCUAACUUGAAGAAGCUGAAGACGUAUUGGUGGUGAGGAAUAUACCAUUAAGCACUCGAUCUCUCCAAGUCUAGCUUACAUUUUUCAAUAAAGUAAUGAUACAUGGAAAUAAUCAUGGAUGUAGCAGUAUUUCCAUUGAUACAAGAACAACCUACUUCGGCCUUUUGCUGGUGUGGGCCAUGUACUAGUGGAAGUAAUUUGUUCGAACAUGAAUUUGUCAAUAUUCCUAAUAAUAUGGAGUUGUUAGGAGGUAUACGCAUGUACGUGUGUA